This is a messenger RNA of Episyrphus balteatus (marmalade hoverfly), 3167 nucleotides long. Its product is annotated as DENN domain-containing protein 1A. The transcript is spliced from 11 exons. Gene Ontology annotation, biological process: endocytic recycling; endocytosis. Lineage: Eukaryota; Metazoa; Arthropoda; Insecta; Diptera; Syrphidae. Bases 253 to 3063 code for a protein of 936 amino acids. Gene Ontology annotation, molecular function: guanyl-nucleotide exchange factor activity; phosphatidylinositol phosphate binding. The record is from RefSeq and is a predicted model, not a curated record. Gene Ontology annotation, cellular component: cytosol; intracellular membrane-bounded organelle.
AUGAAUUUUUUUACGUGAACCGUGACUAAAAAAAAAAAAGUUAAAGUGUGCGUAGUUAACUUCUGUUUUUUCCAUCAUCAUUUUUUGCUGAAAUUUAAUUUUAAUUUUUCCCAAUAAAAAAAAACAGAAUAUUUUAAAGAAAAAAUCCACAGUGUGUCGAUAGAAUGUUGAAUUUGUGAAGAAAGAUUUAAAAAUUUAGCAAAAUAUAAAUCCCCAUCGUCGCACAGGUCCGUCCUCCUCCUUCUUUGCAAUAUGAGUUCAAGAAUCAAGGAGGAUGUGAAAAAAUUAUUCGAAUUUUGGUGCGAAGUGACCCGAGUUAAAGAUCCAACAUCGAAAAAUGCUGGCGUUAUCAUUGAAUCAUUCCCCGAGAAUUUCAAUGAUCAACAGAUCAUUUCGAAAAUCCCAGAUUUUGCUUAUCCUUGUGAUUGUGAGAGUGAAUCUGUUGAAACAUACUCAUUUGUAUUAACAAGCGAGGAUUCCAAAUGGCGUUUUGGAUUUUGUCGUCAUGAUCCAAAAACUGAAACAGCUAUGAUUAUUAUUACCUACCUGCCAUGGCAUGAUACGUUCCUUAAGCUGAUGGGAGUGCUAUCAACCCUGCGGCGAACUGAUAAUUCCAAUUUCCAAACAUUUCUCUCUGAAGCUUAUAACAGAGGUGUUCCAGAUCUCGGUGGUACUUUGAAUGUAUUUUAUAAUGGCGGACAAAAUAAUUUCACUUUCCAAAGGCCAUUGCAAUUCAAAUUACCAAGUAUUCCCGAUAAUCACAAUUUAAGUCUUUAUUAUAACUUUGCGACUCCAAAGAACAUGAUAUCAGUAUUCGCUUCUAUGUUAGCGGAACGUAGAAUAAUUUUUACAUCACGGAGUUUGGAUAAAUUGUCGUCUUGCAUUCAAGCGGCAAAUGCCUUUCUCUAUCCAAUGGUGUGGCAACAUAUCUUUAUUCCACUUCUUCCAAUGAAACUCAAGGAUAUCUUAAGUGCUCCGAUGCCCUAUUUAAUUGGAGUACCUGAAGCUGUACUCGAAACUAUGACACCGGAAGAAUUGGGUGAAGUUGCAACGUUAAACUGUGAUACAAAAAUAUUCGAGAGCCCAUUCGAUGAUGUGCACGAAAUGCCACCGGAGAUAAUCUCGCAUUUAAAGAAACAUUUAAAUAAUAGUAAUUCACACGAGCACGUUAAUGAUCGUGUAUCAAAGAUAUUCCUGGGAGUUUUAGUGCAAUUAAUAGGUGGCUAUCGGGAUGCUGUAGAAUUUGGUGAAAAGAAAACAUUCAACAGAGAUCGAUUCAUCGAAACAAGGCCACAUCAUUUGAGGCCGUUCUUAGCUAAAAUGAUGGAUUUGCAAAUAUUUCAACAAUUUAUUGACGAACGACUGCAAAUGCUUAAUACUGGUUUAGGUUUCUCAGAUGAAUUUGAAUUGGAAACUGUAAGAUAUUCGGAAAAGAUUAAAAAACGAGGGAGGAAUUACUAUUUCUUGAAGAAUGUCAAAGAUAGGCUUUUGUUAAGAACAAUAUGGAUGAAGAGACUAAAAGCGACUAAUCCAGCUGUUAAAUCUGCUGUGAAAUCGGUAAAGGAAGGCUCACGUGGAGUGAAGACAGCUUACAAAGAUCUCAAGUCGAAAUUUCGUGACAUAACACCACCGAAUACAAACUUCCAAUCGCAUGUAUCGAGUUCACAUCACGACGGAAUUGAUGGACUCAGUGGCAGAAAAGCUGGCCCGCAUUCAGCGCCAAGCUCGCCCAUAUUCAAUAAGCGAGGUGGCUUUGCUUAUGCUACACCAGAUGUUAUCAGUGGAGCUGCCACUGCUAUUCGCAAACCAUUAGCCAUGUCGAGUUCGAAUUCGAAAAUUCAAAAUGGCUUCUCCAACUGUUCAAACAGUGCUCCUGUGUACAAUAAUCAUCUAGACACGAGCCCGACUAUAAGUCCGGCAGGCUCGAUGUGCUCGUCAGAGAUGAAUCUAUCUCAAGAACUGCAGAAUCAUCCGCUCUUCAAGAGUCCAACAGUCGAUAGAAGUCUUAAACCAAGUAGCAGUCUAGACCUAAACUACCGAACAAGUGCUGUGAGAAGUGGUGCUCCUCCAAUAGUUCGAACACUGCCUCCACAUAAUAAUCAUCAUCACCACAAUCAUCAAUACCACAACCAUUAUUAUUCCCAUUCACCGGCGCAGCAGGCGCCAGCACCCCCAACGAGCAGUCAUCAUCAUAAUCAUCAUCAUCAUCAAGUGGCACAAGCACAGACUCCAUCAUCAAAUAAUAAUCAUCGAUCGUUAGGUGGACAAAACUACAACAACAACAACAAUAAUAACAACAACAACACCACAACAAUACACAACGAGGAGCGACAAUCGGUGGUGACGAGCAAAUUUGUGACGACAGACUCUGUGUUUGAUAGUCCGCCAAAUAUGAUGUCACCACCGGUGCCGCCACGACGAAAUGGAGCUGUAGCUCUGCGUAGGCACACAUCGUCGCGGACCGAACGCACUUGGAUUGGAUUUGAUGCUCCGGCUAAUGGUGAGCCGCCAGUUCCGGCACCGCGACUUAAAAAAGAGAAACAAAGGCAAGCAUAUCCCAUCACCCAUUCAGCCAGCCACACAGCUGUCAUGAAUGAUCUUAUAUCGCUGGACGAUAGCAGUAGCACAAGUUUCGAUUUGGAAGACUUUGAUCCACUCAAUCAAAAUGCCAAACCAUUGCCAACUUCAACAGCUACAUCAACACAAAUGGCAUUGAAAUCACGUUUCCUUGCGCCACCACCAUCACAUGCUUCGCCUGCUGGCCAGAGUACAAAAUCCACAACGCUUCCAGCUUCAUCAGCCUCCUCGAAUAUAUCCGGAGUGAGUAAUCCACUCUAUCCGUACUUUACACCACAACAUCGUAGUACCCUGCCAUCUGACAUGAAUGGCAGCAACAAUGCCAGAGAUGAUGAUUUCGAACUCUUACGAAAAUAUGGUCUAGAUCAGUUUUCAUUUGCAAGCGAACCAAGCACUUCGAGUGGAUUAAAUAGCUCCAAUUUAAAUAGAAUGCCAACGGCUACGGCUACUGCCGCAAGUAUGAAUAAUUGGACCACUUUUGAAUAAAUUUAAAUUAUUUAAAAAAAUAAUGACUGUGUGUAAGAUAGAUACAAAAAAAAAUAAUGCUUUAAACAAUGUUCUUGUUAAAUUUAUCUGUAACUAUAUUAUUA